CUGUGUUGUGAACUGUUAUGGUGGUGACUGCACUGGUUAUCCACAGAAUGAAUUCUCACUGUGCUCAGGCACAACUGGUUCUUGGUGGCACAAAUCAACACGAUGGUCAUCUUACGGCGAGAUUCCCAAGUUAAAAAUGACAGUGAUUGACAAGAACUUGGUACAUCUCGUUUUGGAGGUAUGCCUUAGUAAAGGAGCGUUGCGACAGCUGAGUCUUGGAGUGACAACCCAGGGAGUCGAGUCCAAGAAUCGAGGUCUGUCGGCCAGCGAUCCUAAGAUUGUGACCAGGAGCAGGAACUCAACUCCUCGUAUCCAUUCAGCAGCCCACAGAAUGAACCAUAACAUAGCCGAGAGCGGGCGACGGAAACUAAAGUGGUUCAACAUCGAAGUCGAUACUUGUUGCUGCCCAAUGAAAGCGCUGGACAGAAUUGCAAUGAACAGGCAGUACACAGUCAGGUACAAACGGAGUGCUAGACACCAGCAGUUAGCUGGUGUUUUGAAAAACAUCAGGGCAACGGAUUACUUCACGAAGAAGAAAAACAAAACCAGGGAUGUUGACUACAACAAACAUGUGAUGAUAACAAUGCCGGACUUGCGAAGGAAGGCUGUUGCACAACGAGACAGACCGCCUGUACCAGAGUGGAAAUGUCUUGACCCAAACAGCAGAAACUAUGACCACUCCUACUUUCGGCGAUCCUUCAAGAUCCAACCAGCCAUCAACAAAACCAAGAGGUUGCCAUCGCGUCUGUUGAAGAAAGCAUCCCGAAAUAGACAUCUCCUAGGAGUACGAUUUUAAGCAAAGAAAGACUAGUUACGAAAAGACAACACAAGACAAGAUGAGGACAAAGGCGGAGAGGUUGAUAGAGACACGGCGUAUUAGGAGGCGCCAUAGGGCAUCGAAUGCAGCAAUGAGAACAAUGUUCAAGAGCGGACACGUGCGGAGUGGAGGUGUCGAGGUGGUGAGCGACGACGAACGAGAAGUAGGCCUACAACCCGCAUGGAGACGACUCACGCCCCAGGAGUACGGACAGGUCACAACAAUGGGACACGACGGCAAAAGACACAUACCGGAUAUAAAUAACCGUACUGCCAAGAAUGUCAACUUACUACGGGUCAACAUGUAAGAAGACACUGAUGAUGAGAUAGAGAUACCAGAUGAGACCAUGGAGCAUGAUCACGAGAGUUUCGUUGUUCAGACAACCAAACUGAUAGAUGUGCUCAAUGACGUUAACAGGGCCCAUAGCGAAUAUCACGUGAACUGUCAGUCGAUAUUCAAAUAUGGAGAGGUACGGAAGCAGGGUGUAUGUUGUUCAGUCACUAUGGUGUGUAAAAACUGUGGUUUUGAUUCGAAAUUGUAUAAACUUUUUGAGGACAUAGACACUGGCAAGCGCGAACGAAAAGCCGCUCUUCCAAAUGUUGCAUUACAGAUUGCGUUGCAGGACACAAUGAUUGGCAACGAGAGUAUGAGUUACAUACUGAGCAUAAUGGGAAUCCCGCCCCCCUGUAGGAGUAUCAUGCAAAAGCAGGCAAAUAAAGUUGGUGAAGAAACAGUUAAAAUGAAUGUGGCCGAUAUGGCAGACAUACGCGAGAACUUGAAAAGGAUACUGCGCCUAAGAAAUCAGGACGACACAGGAAUCAAUGUCCAAGCUGAUGGACGCUAUAAUAGUUUACACCUCACUUCGAGGAACAAGACUGGAGCACAAUGACUGGAUUAUGUGUUGAAAAUGUGACAGAUGAACGCAAAAUCAUUGACAUUGAGGUUAAAACAAAACUCUGCUGGAUAGGGGCUGCAAUGCGGGCGAAAGGUUUUGAAGUUAAAUGUGGUGCCACUGGCACAAACGUUGACGAACGACACUCGAAGUGCACGGCUAACUUUCCUGAGGCAGAUGCAUUCAGAGAAUAUGAUCUUGGGGUUGCAUUUGAGAAACAGGGCCUACAUGUAGAACAUUUGACUACAGAUGGUGAUUCCAGUUCAUUCAAAGGGUUAACUGAUGCAACAAAAAAGCUCUUCGGCGGCUUGUUCACGGUGAAGCAUCAACUUGACUCUAUACAUUUGCAUCAAGCCCAAACGCGUGCAGGACAUAGAGCUGAAUUCAGUAAAGGUAUGUUCCCGGGACGUACUGCAGAGGAGAGAACACUGUUAAAAACAACGUUUCUGAAUGAUCUUAGGGUAAGGUCAUCCAAGAUUUUGCAAUCUCUAUUCAAGCGCUGCAACGGUGAUCUCGACAGGAUCAUGGGAUACCUGUAUGACACUGUUGCCUGUGUUGUGAACUGUUAUGGUGGUGACUGCACUGGUUGUCCACAGAAUGAAUUCUCACUGUGCUCAGGCACAACUGGUUCUUGGUGGCACAAAUCAACACGAUGGUCAUCUUACGGCGAGAUUCCCAAGUUAAAAAUGACAGUGAUUGACAAGAACUUGGUACAUCUUGUUUUGGAGGUAUGCCUUAGUAAAGGAGCGUUGCGACAGCUGAGUCUUAGAGUGACAACCCAGGGAGUCGAGUCCAAGAAUCGAGGUCUGUUGGCCAGCGAUCCUAAGAUUGUGACCAGGAGCAGGAACUCAACCCCUCGUUUCCAUUCAGCAGCUCACAGAAUGAACCAUAACAUAGCCGAGAGCGGGCGACGGAAACUAAAGUGGUUCAACAUCGAAGUCGAUACUUGUUGCCGCCCAAUGAAAGUGCUGGACAGAAUUGCAAUGAACAGGCAGUACACAGUCAGGUACAAACGGAGUGCUAGACACCAGCAGUUAGCUGGUGUUUUGAAAAACAUCAGGGCAACAGAUUACUUCACGAAGAAGAAAAACAAAACCAGGGGUGGUGACUACAACAAACAUGUGAUGAUAACAAUGCCGGACUUGCGAAGGAAGGCUGUUGCACGACGAGACAGACCGCCUGUACCAGAGUGGAAAUGUCUCGACCCAAACAGCAGACACUAUGACCACUCCUACUUUUGGCGAUCCUUCCAAGAUCCAACCAGCCAUCAAGACAACCAAGAGGUUGCCAUCACGCCCCCUCCCAAUUCAAACAAGAGCAACGCACAGCGUGGCAUAUGUCCCUGACUGGAUUUGAGACGAGUUGGGAGAUCUUUAUACCAGAGGGUGCUGAUUGUCAAUUGUCGUUCGUAAACAAUUUGUAAAGUUCGAGUAAGGGAUUUUGGUUAUAUAUUGUAUGGGAAGUGAUGUACAUGUUGCAGUUUAUUUGGCAAAAUACAUGUAGCAUCAAGUUUUGUGAUGUUAUAACACGGUUCUGGUGGAAGGUAUUUUGGAAGAAGAAACAACAGGGAUAGAUAAUAGUCGUACUUCCACCUAUCAAAUCCCCGAGUCUUUUGCGCUUACACCUAUGAAUUGCCGUGUCUAAAUAGACCCGUGUGUCAAAUCCCUGUGUCUAUUAGCUCGAUGGGGCUAAUCGGGGGCUAAUUUAGACCCGUGUUCAACACAGGUUUUUUGAUAGGUGGAAUCUGAAUAGUCCCGGCAAUUGCAAGUUCUAAGACCCGGCGACAGAUAGCGCGGUGUAGUUGCCUCGGUAUUGCGCACGCGAAAUUCCCCUCCAACGGGAAAGAAACACAGGAGAGCUCCCUACCUACAGCGCACCUGUCGCCGGGGCUAUUAACCAUUAUCUAACACCACUGAUAGGUGUAAGUGCGCCCCGGGUUUUUUGACACACGGCGAAGACACGGGUCUUGAAAAAACACGGGGUUUUAUGAUAGGUGGAACUACGACUAAUAUGGACUGUUAGGCACUUUAACACGGAAUUUUUGACUUGAUUGAUCUCAGAUUUUUUAUUCUGCAUCAUAUAUUCAUUGUACACAAGCAUAUCUUAUUGCAUAUAAUGCAAUACCUGUGUGGUCUAUAGAGAAUGGGCAAGUUCACAUUUGGUGGUGUGUUAUGAUUGAGGAAUCUGUUAGUGCUUUUCAAUGCCUGGUGCAAUUAGUUGAUGCAAAAAUACAUAACAGACAUUAAAUUCAUGAUAAGAAGUUUUCAUUUUUGUGAUAUUAUUUUGUAUCAUUUACACUUUGGCCAGGAGUUGAAAGCGGUAACAGAUUCCUCAAUCAUAACACACCAUCAAAUGUGAACUCACCCAAUAAAGACUAGGAGGGACUAUAUACCUACAUAAUGUUUUGUAGGUAGAUGUUAAAAUAUAAAACAGGGGUGGAUCAAAUGCUAGAGGUGGUAAGACAGUGGAGAAGACAUAAUUUUUUGAAUGGAAUUUUAUUAUAAAUGCAAAAAUAGGCAAGUACAGUGUAUACAAUAAACUUAUGAAAAAUAUGUAGGUAUGUACUGAUUAUUCUUGUCCAGCAAGUGAUUAAUAAUCAUAUAUAUGUACAUUCAUUGAAAAUCACAGUUAAUUAUAUUUUUGUAUACUUGAGACAAACUUACUCUAGAAUUUUGGCUAUAAAACCAGACAAAGGAGAUUCACUAGACUUGGUGUAAAACUAUAAAAUUGAAUAUAAGGGUAGCCUAUUGUGCAUAAUUUCGAUUGGCGAUGUUUGCAGUAAAUGCAUGUGUGGUUUGAGUGUAGGCCUUGAGCUCGCUGGUCUUAUAGCCAAGAUUCUAGAGUAUAUUAAUAUAUAUGUAAAAUAUGUAGGUUUGUAAUGACUAUUGGUCUCUCACAGGAAUUACUCACAGGGAGUGCAGGAGAUAAUUGUUGCAGUUGUUUUGAAAAAGACAACUUCAAAAUUGCUGUUGUAUUCCAGUAAUGAAACGGCCAGGGGCCAUUGUGCUCACUGUAUAGAUAUUUGGUGCUUUGGAAUUCAUCCAGGUUAAGAAACAUUGUUCAUGUAUAGUACAUAGGUCAAACCAAAGUCGGUAUGACAUGUGAUGUAUCGUUGCUUGGAGUAAGAACCAUAAGAAUAUCAUCAAAAACAAGUCACUAAUA
This is a messenger RNA of Lineus longissimus, 4871 nucleotides long. RefSeq lists its product as uncharacterized. The transcript has 3 exons. The record is from RefSeq and is a predicted model, not a curated record. Lineage: Eukaryota; Metazoa; Nemertea; Pilidiophora; Heteronemertea; Lineidae. Bases 1703 to 3055 code for a protein of 450 amino acids.